CCGCCGCGUCCCGUCCCGGCCCUCCUGGGCAGCACCGGACGGCAGGCUCUGCUCUCCGGAACGCUCCCGGCGUUUGGGGCUAGGGAGAGCAAGUCUGCCUCACCGCCGGCCUGCACGCAGGUCGCUGAAGUCUGCGACGCUAACGGCCGGGAUAGGUCCGGCCCGCCCGCGCUCUCCUCAGCCGCCGACUUCUGUGCAGGCCGGGAGUUGCUCAGGACCCGCUCACUCACAAACGGGAAAGAAGGGGAUUCCUCGGCUAGCCUGCGGGACUGGGGGCCGAGGAUCCACGGGACCGCAAGCGCUCGGGACCGCUCCCCGGAACAGCUUCUCGUCGCGUUGGCCUCUGUGCUGUUUCCUGCCCCUGGGUCUCCGCCGCGCGAGCGGGACACGUCGGUGGUAGGGCGCCCAGCCCAGCAGCUGCUACUUCACCGCUAGCUGACCCUCGCUGGCCGUCGGGCAGCCGCGCACCGUGGGCUGGGACAGUCACGCGUGGCUCCCGCUCGAGGUGACGUCACCGUCCCGCGCCCACCUCAGUCGGUGGUGGCAGCCCGCGGGCGGCGGCGCGGUCCGGUGCUCUCUGUCACGGGCGGCGGCCAGCGGCAUCGCGCUGUGGAGAGCCGCCUGGCGCCGCCUCCUCUCCUCGCUGGCUGCCUCGCUUCCUCCCUCCUCCUGCGCUGCCCCAUGUUCGGGCUGGAGAAGCCGGGCAGAAGUGGUGGGUUUCCGAACAUGGCGUGCGUAGGGGAUUUUAACGUGCUCAGCUCCAGCAUCCCGGCCACGAAAGUGGAGCUCUCCGUGUCCUGCAGAAAUCUUUUGGACAGAGAUACAUUUUCUAAAUCUGAUCCAAUCUGUGUUUUGUACACACAAGCCAUUGGAAACAAAGAAUGGAGAGAGUUUGGAAGAACAGAAGUAAUUGAUAAUACUUUAAAUCCAGAUUUUGUAAGAAAAUUUAUAAUGGAUUACUUCUUUGAAGAAAGAGAGAAUCUGCGAUUUGAUUUCUAUGAUGUUGACUCUAAGAGUCCUAACCUAUCAAAACAUGAUUUUUUGGGACAAAUGUUUUGUACACUGGGAGAAAUAGUCGGAUCACAGGGUAGCAGACUGCAAAAAUCAAUCGUAGGAAUUCCUGGGAAGAAAUGUGGAACAGUGAUAGUUACAGCAGAGGAGUUAGGCUGCUGCCGAGAUUCAGUUCUAAUGCAAUUUUGUGCAAACAAACUAGACAAGAAAGACUUCUUUGGGAAAUCUGACCCUUUCCUUGUAUUUCAUCGAAGCAACGAAGAUGGGAGUUUUACAAUCUGCCACAAAACAGAAGUGGUAAAAAAUACAUUAAAUCCAGUGUGGCAGGCAUUCAAGAUCUCUGUCAGAGCACUGUGCAAUGGAGACUAUGACCGGACAAUUAAAGUAGAAGUAUACGACUGGGAUAGAGAUGGAAGCCAUGACUUCAUUGGGGAAUUCACAACAAGUUACAGAGAGCUGUCAAGAGGACAAUCUCAGUUCAACGUGUACGAGGUAAUCAAUCCAAAGAAAAAAGGAAAAAAGAAAAAGUAUGUGAAUUCUGGAACAGUAACAUUGCUUUCCUUCCUAAUUGAAACAGAAGUUUCAUUCCUUGACUAUAUUAAAGGCGGAACCCAAAUCAAUUUCACAGUAGCUAUUGAUUUCACAGCCUCAAAUGGUAACCCUUCACAACCUACUUCACUGCACUACAUGAAUCCCUACCAACUGAAUGCUUAUGGCAUGGCACUGAAAGCAGUGGGUGAAAUAAUUCAAGACUAUGAUAGCGAUAAAAUGUUUCCAGCUCUGGGUUUUGGAGCUAGACUGCCUCCAGAUGGAAGAGUAUCACAUGAAUUUGCACUGAAUGGAAACCCUCAAAAUCCAUACUGUCAUGGAAUUGAUGGUGUAAUGGAGGCAUACUACAGGAGUCUAAAAUCAGUACAGCUUUAUGGACCAACAAACUUUGCCCCUGUAAUUAAUCAUGUAGCCAGAUAUGCUGCUUCAGUAAAAGAUGGCUCCCAGUAUUUUGUUCUUCUCAUUGUUACAGACGGAGUUAUUUCCGAUAUGGCUCAGACGAAAGAAUCCAUAGUGAAUGCUUCCAGGCUUCCAAUGUCAAUAAUUAUAGUUGGGGUAGGACCAGCAGAAUUUGAUGCUAUGGAAGAACUGGAUGGUGAUGUAGUGAGGAUUUCUUCAAGAGGAAAAUUUGCAGAAAGAGACAUUGUGCAGUUUGUGCCAUUCCGAGAUUAUAUUGACAGAAGUGGAAACCACGUGCUAAGCAUGGCAAGACUCGCUAAAGAUGUUUUAGCUGAGAUCCCAGAGCAGUUUCUGUCCUACAUGAGAGUCAGAGGAAUAAAGCCAUCACCUGCACCGCCGCCCUAUACACCUCCAAUUCAUGUGUUGCAGACUCAGAUAUGACUGCUCCACAGUGUUUAGCAGUUGUCACAAGGCAAGAGUCUCUGGAUGCAGCAGUAGCUUCUGAUAACUUCUUGGAGCUAGAAAAGUUGUCUUCACAUACCAAAAUUCUCCUAUGGUUGCAUGAGCAACUGGAAAGCUUAUAAAUGCUAGGAGCAAAUAUUGAUGUUCUGACUCUUUUGGUUUGGGUUUGGCUUUGGGGUUUUUGUUUGGUCGUUGUGGGUUGGUUUUGUUUACAGAACUCCCUACUUUUUUUGGUGUAUUUAUUGGAGGGGAAAGCACAAGUCACGAUUUCAACUCAGAAGAUACUGUCCUCUCUGAAUAUUGUGUGUACAUAAAUGUACAGGUAUGCUGUUAACUCUGUAUCAAUGUUUACAUGUCACUAUUUUUAAAUUUCAGUACUUUUAUAACUAUUCUUAAGAAUAAAAGUUUGGAAUAUUGACUCACGUGUCUUCUAACUUGCAAUAGUUUGUCACAAGGUAACAAGAGAAGCAAUAUCUCUUUGAAUGUUUGUCCAGACAAAUACAAAUGAAAGCUAAGAAGGGGACAAACCCGUGUUUUCCAAUACCUGAGUUCAGUGCUCAGUAAUCCAUUCAUCUCACAGUUUGAGAAUACACACCUAAAAUGUGAAGAAAACAUCAUUUCAUAGACUUAUGACUAACUCCAAACUUUUGAGGGGGAGGUAUGUGUAUUUUUUCAGAGAUUCUUCAAUUUCUAAGUUUACCUAAGUUUACAGAUUGUUUUUUUACAACAAGUUUCUGAAGCAAAUUCGAAGAGUUACUUGCUCUAAGUGAUUAAAGAUGAUUACCUCAAAUCAGAACUAUCAGACUAUUAUAGUUGACUCACUGAGCUCGUUAGACCUUAUCAUGCAUUCCUUAAAGUGCUGGAAAUUUUGCAUCAGAAAAGUCUUUUGAAGUGAUUACAGCAGAUAUUUUAUAACAGACCAUUUUAAACUUGAUUUUAAACUUUCACUUCUUUUUUUUUUUGUUGUCUAGAUUGCCCAUUCAAAGGGAUGCUGGCUUUUAAUAUUUGGGUUUGAUAUUGUCAUUUAAUCACAUUUCCAUUCAGGAUGCAUGAAUGAUAAUGUUAAUUAACUGGUGUCAAAAUUGCACAGCCGUGUUGCUUUGUGCACAAUUUUGUGUACAGAACUACCCAAAAAUUUUAUUAAUAUGCCUGUUCAUAUAUAUAUUUUAUAUAUAUAUAUUAAAAAAAAAAUGGUUCUGCAUGUACAGUUUUUACCAAAUACACAGGUUUGUGAGUUUGUGUCAGGUAUAUUUUAUUUAGAACUAAUGGCCUUAAAUUUCACAGGAGUCCUGAUAUGAUUGUGAAUUGCCUUCAAGUACUGUUAAAACUGAACAUCUUAACUUUUUUUUUGUGCGUCACAGUUACAACUGUCUUGUAGCAGAACUUUUUUCUUUGUGUAUAACCUGUUUACUAUUUCUGUUUCUUACUACUGUAUGUUGUAAUGUACAGUAAAAAGAAAAUUAAGGUGCAUUUUUUUAGGCAUGAAAAGUUUUUGACAGAAAACAUAUCUUCAAUGUUAAUGGCAUAUAACUAUAUAAAUGCAGAAGCUUCCAGUUUUAAAUAUGUUUCACUUCCUUUAGCUAUCUCACGUGGAAAAUUACUUUUUUGAGAUAAUUAUUCUAUUAGUAAACAAACAAAAAAAGCUUUGCAAAAAUAAAUCUUGUUUUAUUUUUAUUUGAAAACAGUUUUUACAUAAGUAUGGACUUUAAUUUUCUCACCAAGAUUUGUAUUUCUUAGUGGAUUGAUGUUGCAUGAAUGGAGUUUGAUACUUGGCAACUACCAAUUCUGAUGAAAGUGCAUCAUAAAGUUUAAAUCUACUGAA
Molecule: messenger RNA, 4243 nt
Organism: Pogoniulus pusillus (Red-fronted tinkerbird)
Lineage: Eukaryota; Metazoa; Chordata; Aves; Piciformes; Lybiidae
Gene: CPNE8
Product: copine 8
Exons: 20
Coding region: 682-2400 (572 amino acids)
Biological process (GO): cellular response to calcium ion
Cellular component (GO): plasma membrane
Molecular function (GO): calcium-dependent phospholipid binding
Source: RefSeq, a predicted model, not a curated record